AUGCCGAUAUUCCGUGACGUGAAGACAUAUUUGUACAGGUACUUUUUAAUGGCAAAUACGUUUGACCCGUUUGUUACAAUAAUUACGGAUGCUAGAAGCCCGACGUUGGUAUUGCCCGAGUCAAUCUACCAUCAGUAUACAAAUCAUGUCACCAUAAAUUGCACUAUUGUUACUAGGGAGCACCGUACUUAUGAAGUUUGGUUGGUGAAAGUCGUAGAUCGAUUGCAAUUUGAUGACGGUUGGGAAUAUUUUGUACGUGCGGAGGAUAUUCGCGGGGGCUACAUCUUGUUCUUCGAGCGCCAAAGUCUAUAUGAAUUUGUAGUGAAAGUGUUCACUUGUAACUUCGUUGAACGACCUCCGCAGUAUCGCUUCUUUGUGGAAAUGAAGAAAACGCACGUAGAACGGGCACGUUUGGCCAUUCCUAUGAGUUUUUGGAGGGAGCAUAUAGAAGACCAAAUUCAUGAUACUAGUAGGGCUAUCUUGAUGUGUAAAGGACGUCGUUACAAUGUUCCAAUAAUCCAAGGCCAUGGAAAGGCGUUGAUGGAACAUGGUGAUUGCCGCGAAUUUAUGGACCGAAGUGGAAUCGUCGAGGACUCGACAUGCGUUUUCACUUUAAUUGGAUAUGAGUGUGUUGUUUUCAAAGUAAAGCUAUUGGAUGCAUGA
Messenger RNA from Striga asiatica, 663 nucleotides. Lineage: Eukaryota; Viridiplantae; Streptophyta; Magnoliopsida; Lamiales; Orobanchaceae. The record is from the annotation of a GenBank genome assembly.